GGGGUUCGGCUGGGCGCGCGCUGGGAGGAGAACUAUUUGAAAGAAAAAAUGGCGGAAAAACAUUUGCAAGCGGAACACGACGGCUUCGGGACUGUCGCUGGGAAUCAGACCGAGGUCUCCUCGGCCUCACAGUCGUCCAAAAGAUGCUCCUCCACAAGCCCCGGGUCCUCGAGCCUCGCCAGCACGGCACCCCCAUACAAAUCCCCCAGGACCGACCCCCCAUCGCCCACCACCCAGGAGUCACAUCCAGAAACAGACAAGAUGGAAAACACAGAAAACACAGAGGGGCCCUCAGGUGUCUCCGUCAGUCCGUCUGCACGCAGGAAGUCCUGGAGGAGAGCCACCUUGACGAGACGCUCUUUCCCUUCCCUGCCCAACCCAUAUCAGGUUUUGUGCAGGAGCAUAAGCACAUCCUUGUCACAACAAGACAGGCUCGAGAGAUUGAUGGAGGCUUCCAUGAGGCUGGCAGUUGAAAGAACUCAAAAUUCCCUCCAGUCUGUGCCGAACAGCUCACUGGAGCGUUUUCAAAAACAAGUCAAGCACAUGCAGAAAGAGUGGGGUUAUCUGGCCAAAAGUCUACACAGUAAACCACAGGCUGAUCAGCUUCAUGCGAGUGCAGCCAGUUCUUGUGAUCCUGCCGUGCAGAGAGCCGUGGAAAAAGUCCAGAAAACCAUCAACAGGCUCCAGGCUGAGAGUGAAUCUUGGGAGGCCCUGUUGAACAAACACCGGAGUAAAGCAGAGGAAGUGGAAAGGAAAGUGGAGGAGGGCCAGGAGAGAGGCAUCGCAUUAGACUCUUCAUGUAUGGCCGAGUCCUCCCAGUACCUUUUCAUACAGAACAAACCUGAUUACCACGGCCUUCUCUGUAGACAGCAGCCCAAGCUUCACACUAUAGCCGUGAUUAUGGACACUCAGUGUAAGAUGGUUAGAGACCUUCUGUCUGUGAAGGAGCAGUCACAGUUAAUCGUGAAGGAGACUAGUAGCCGAUUGGCGGCAGAAGCAGGAUUCCAGGAUCUUUCACCCGACCCUUUUAGAAACCUUAUGGCAGCACCUGUAUCCUCUGCAACCACAUGAGCACUCAGGCAGGAGGGAAGAACAAACGACAAAAACACAUCAACAGACUCUGGCUCUUUAUAAAUUGUCUAUGAGCUUAUACAUAUUUUAAUUUGCUGUUAUGUGAUUUGGGACCAUACUUUUUCUUAAUCUCUUUGCUCUGUCUUUUUAAAAUAAAUUAAACUCGUGUUUUCUCCAUCAAAUGAAACCAUUUCAUUCAGCAAACGGAAGGACUGGUAAUAGAGCCACUUCAGGUAGUCCAUGUGCUUGACCAGCAGGUGGCAGUGGUAGGCUUUAUAUAUAUUUAUCCUGGCAUGCUGGGUUAAUGGCCAGAGGGGAUUUUUAUGUUUUGUCAAACGUGAAUUAAGUGCAUUCACUGCUGCAAAACCUGAUAUUAAGACUUGAGUGUCAUCUGUCAGAAAUGGAGCAAAGCCAAAUGUUUCAGAAGACUUUGACAACUUCCUGUAAAACCAGAACAUUUGUCAUUCUGUGCAUCUUCAUAAAAUAAAGACUGGGAAAGAAAUUCCCCACCUCUUGGAACAA
Molecule: messenger RNA, 1593 nt
Organism: Pleuronectes platessa (European plaice)
Lineage: Eukaryota; Metazoa; Chordata; Actinopteri; Pleuronectiformes; Pleuronectidae
Exons: 11
Coding region: 49-1071 (340 amino acids)
Biological process (GO): mitotic sister chromatid segregation; cell division
Cellular component (GO): MIS12/MIND type complex
Source: RefSeq, a predicted model, not a curated record